AUGUCGGACAACAAUGAAGCGCCGGUGAAGCUCUCAUUGCCGCUGGAAUUCCAGCAGGACAUAUUCCGAGAGCUCCGCGACGAAGAUGAGCUCGUUAUCAUGGCGCGUGGUCUCGGCCUCCUGCGCAUUGUCACCAACCUCCUCCACUCGUACGAUGCUGCCGGGAACAACCUGAUAGUGGUAGUCGGAGCAGACGACCGAGAGAAUGGAUGGAUUGGAGAAGCUCUGGCUGAGCACGCCGCCAUCAGCGCCUCACCAAAAUGCCGUGGCCUCAGUCUGGUCAACACCGACUUGACGGAUGUCGGACAGAGAGAAAAAAUGUACAAACAGGGAGGCAUCUUUACCGUUACAUCCCGUAUCCUGGUCGUCGACCUCUUGACCGAGAACCUCGACCCUGCCAAAAUCACCGGCCUCGUUGUCCUCCAUGCCGAACGCAUUGCUGCCACAUCCCUGGAAGCCUUCAUCGUCCGUGUAUACCGUCAGAAGAACAAGCAAGGCUUCCUCAAGGCCUUCUCCGAUGCCCCAGAACCUUUCGCUUCAGGCUUCGCUCCUCUGGCAACCAUGAUGCGUAACCUCUUCCUGAGACGACCCUCGCUGUACCCUCGCUUCCAUGUUACUGUCGCAAAGUCUCUCGAAGGUCGCCGCAAAGCAGAAGUCAUCGAGCUCGAAGUCCCCAUGACAGACCACAUGCGCGACAUCCAGAAUGCCAUCAUGGAGUGUGUCGAAGUCAGCAUCACCGAGUUGAAAAAGGGAAACACUGGCCUAGACAUGGAGGACUGGAAUCUUGAUAGUGCUCUGCACCGCAACUUCGAUGCCAUCGUUCGUCGCCAACUGGACCCUGUCUGGCACCGCACCAAUUUCAGAACUCGUCAGAUCGUCCGUGACCUUGCUCUAUUACGCAACAUGCUACACUACCUGCUCACCUUCGACGCCGUGAGCUUCUUGAGAUAUCUCGACACCGUCUUGGCCGCAUCUUCUCCUCCCCCUGGCUCAAAUCGUCAGAACCAGUCACCUUGGCUAUUCCUCGAUGCUGCCCAUGUCAUCUUCGACAAUGCCAAGCGACGUGUAUACUCUGGCAACAUUAAGGAUAGCCAGGGCAUGAACUCAAAAACCGGUGUUCCCGAUUCUCUUCGUCCUAUCCUGGAAGAGAUGCCAAAGUGGAAUCUCCUGGCCGAAAUACUGGAAGAGAUUGAGCGCGACAUGUACUUCAAUCCUUCGUUCCAGGACGAAUCAAAUGGCAGUAUCUUGAUCAUGUGUGGUGACCAAGGAACCUGCCGCCAGAUCCGUGAGUAUCUACAGAGUAUGAACGUCCUGCCUGAUACGACAUCGGCAACCGAGGAUCCCGACGAAGAUGCCAGAGGGCCCUCCGGUGCUGCUAUGAUGCGACGAAAGCUCAGAAACUACUUCCUUUGGAAACGAGACUUCAAUCGAGUCAGCAAUUCACUCUUCGCAGAGAACCAGAAGAAUAUCAACGGCACUACUGACCAGCGUCAUGCUCAGGCGGGACGUGGAGGCAGGGGCGGUGGGUCUAAUAAGCGACGCCGUAUGCGAGGUGGCUCAUCUGCUGCUUCCGUUCCUACACGCACAGCAAAUGGCAGUAUCCAUGUGGCAGGAGACAAAGAGUCUCACGUACAAAGCCUUCUGGCUGAGCUUGAGCCUACAGAAGCCGAAGCGCAACAAAAAGUCGAGAUCGGUGCUGACCCUCUGGAUGAUAUGGACGACUUUUACGAACUUUAUGACAUGAAAGAUCUAAUAAUGGUACAUCCCUACGACGGCGACAUGGACGAACACAUCCUGGAGGAGACCAAGCCGAGAUAUGUCAUCAUGUACGAACCUGAUGCAGCUUUCAUUCGACGUAUCGAGGUUUACAGAAGCAGUCACUCGAACCGGAACGUCAGAGUGUACUUCAUGUACUAUGGAGGAAGUGUGGAAGAGCAGCGAUAUUUGAGCGCCGUACGCAAGGAGAAGGACGCCUUCACCAAAUUGAUUCGUGAAAGAGGUUCUAUGGCUGUAACUCUCACACACGACCCUGCAGGGCUGGACCCCCAGGAAUCCUUCUUGCGUACAGUCAAUACGCGAAUCGCCGGUGGAGGCCGACUCGUUGCAACUGCAGAACCACCAAGAGUCGUCAUCGAUGUUCGAGAGUUCCGCUCAUCAUUGCCCUCGCUUCUGCAUGGAAGGAAUAUGGUCAUUGUUCCAUGCACGCUCACGGUCGGCGAUUAUGUUCUGACCCCUGAGAUCUGUAUUGAGCGAAAGUCGAUCAAGGAUCUUAUUCAGUCUUUCCAGAACGGUCGUCUUUAUCAUCAGGCCGAAACCAUGCAACAGCACUACAAGAGUCCGAUGCUUCUGAUCGAGUUUGAUGCUCAGAAGUCUUUUACAUUGGAGCCUUUUGCAGAUUUGUCAUCAGGUGUGGGUUCUGGCUCUCUGCAAGCCUCAGACUUGCAGUCGAAACUCGUUCUACUGACCCUCGCCUUCCCUCGUCUACGAAUCAUCUGGUCGUCAUCACCAUACCAGACGGCGGAGAUAUUUGAAGAGCUCAAAAAGCAACAGGAGGAGCCAGAUCCGAUCAAAGCCGUCAAUAUUGGUCUGGAAGAGAGCGACAUGGACGGCCAAGAGAGAACUUUCAACCAACUACCACAAGACAUGCUUCGCGCUGUGCCAGGUGUAAAUCCGAAGAACUUGACGAAUUUGAUUCUCAAGUAUGAGAACGUAGCGGAAGUUGCCAAUGCUGACGAGGACGAACUGACAGCAUUGAUCGGAAAGGAGGCUGGAAGACAAAUAUUCCGCUUCUUCAAUCGUAGUGUGUUUGAUGAUUAG
Molecule: messenger RNA, 2817 nt
Organism: Aureobasidium pullulans EXF-150
Lineage: Eukaryota; Fungi; Ascomycota; Dothideomycetes; Dothideales; Saccotheciaceae
Product: DNA repair protein
Exons: 2
Coding region: 1-2817 (938 amino acids)
Biological process (GO): double-strand break repair via homologous recombination; double-strand break repair via single-strand annealing, removal of nonhomologous ends; resolution of meiotic recombination intermediates
Cellular component (GO): nucleotide-excision repair factor 1 complex
Molecular function (GO): single-stranded DNA binding; damaged DNA binding; single-stranded DNA endonuclease activity
Source: RefSeq, a predicted model, not a curated record